Messenger RNA from Entamoeba dispar SAW760, 609 nucleotides. RefSeq lists its product as uncharacterized. Gene Ontology annotation, biological process: double-strand break repair via nonhomologous end joining; interstrand cross-link repair; protection from non-homologous end joining at telomere. Bases 1 to 609 code for a protein of 202 amino acids. The transcript has a single exon. The record is from RefSeq and is a predicted model, not a curated record. Gene Ontology annotation, molecular function: 5'-3' DNA exonuclease activity; damaged DNA binding. Lineage: Eukaryota; Evosea; Mastigamoebida; Endamoebidae.
AUGGGGAAAACUUUGUUUAUUGUUCAAACAUAUACUAUUGGAAAGGAGAUGUUUGUUGAAGAAAUAGCACGACAAACUGGAAUGAAAAUACAUGUUGAUGAGAAUAAAUAUUCGAUUGUUAAAUUAUGUAAAAGAGAUUUAUCAUUAUAUACGUUAGAAGAAUCCUCUUUAGAAAUAAGAACAAGUAUAUCAAAUAUUAGUAUAUCAUCUUUAACAGUAGAAUUAUCACAAUUACCUAAUAAAUAUGAUAAAAUUAUUAUAUUUCAACCUACUGGAUGGGCAAAGAAAACAACAUGUAAAGGUUCUUUUGAAGUUAAAGAAUAUAAAAUGCCAUAUUCGGAACAUAGUAGUUUUAACGAAUUAAUUGAUUGUUAUAAAAUGAUUCGUGCUGAUCAUGUUAUUCCUUCUGUUAUUGGUGAAGGUCAAACUUCUCAAAAAAUUAUUGAAAUGAUAGAAAGAGAAAGCAAACCAAAACCAGGUACAUUGGACUCUUUUUUCAAUUGUAAAAAAAGAAUUAGUUCAGAGUCUAUUGUUCCUCAUAAAAUAAAAGAUUUUCAUAAACCUUUACUUUCAAAUAAACAAGUUGUUUCUUCAAUAAUAAUUGAUUAA